Onychostoma macrolepis is the source of this 2513-nucleotide messenger RNA. RefSeq names its product RAB5B, member RAS oncogene family (gene rab5b). The transcript has 6 exons. Lineage: Eukaryota; Metazoa; Chordata; Actinopteri; Cypriniformes; Cyprinidae. Gene Ontology annotation, molecular function: GTP binding; GTPase activity. The record is from RefSeq and is a predicted model, not a curated record. Bases 271 to 915 code for a protein of 214 amino acids.
UGGCAACAACAGGUAUAUUUCGCUAAUGCUGGUAGUUUUAUAUGACUCUAUGUAAGUAAAAGAGGUGUGAUUAUUUUAGAAAUUGGUGUUCAUGGCACCGCUCGGCCCGCUUCGCCUGGAUCGAGACGAGUCACGUUAAUGCAUCAGAGUCUGACAGCCGUCCUCACAACUUUAAAAGAAGUCUCCAGUACUAAAACAGAAACUUGUCGACUGCUUUGAGUUGCUGCUUUUAGAGACGCUGUCAGGGAGGACGGCCACCCUUCCUACAUCAUGACCACUCGCGGGACCGGCAGGGCCAAUGGAAGCCUACCGCAGACCAAGAUCUGCCAGUUCAAAUUGGUGCUGCUGGGAGACAUGGCUGUCGGCAAGUCCAGCCUGGUGCUGCGCUUUGUUAAGGGCCAGUUUGAUGAGUUUCAGGAGACCACCAUUGGAGCUGCGUUCUUGGCACAGUCUGUUUGUCUGGAUGACACUACAGUGAAGUUUGAGAUUUGGGACACGGCUGGACAGGAGCGCUACCACAGCUUGGCCCCCAUGUACUACCGUGGAGCCCAGGCGGCUAUUGUAGUUUUUGACAUCACCAAGCCUGAAACAUUUGAGCGAGCGAAGGCUUGGGUGAAAGAGCUGCAGCGGCAGGCCAGUCCCAACAUCGUCAUUGCUCUCGCAGGAAACAAGGCUGACCUAGCGGACAAGAGACUCGUGGAGUAUGAGGAAGCCCAGACAUAUGCAGAAGACACAGGCUUGCUUUUCAUGGAAACCUCUGCCAAGACUGCAAUGAAUGUAAACGAGUUGUUCCUGGCCAUUGCAAAAAAGAUGCCAAAAACAGACACCCAAAACCCCACGCAUGCUGCCCGACACAGGGGGGUAAACCUGCAGGACCCAGAUGCACAGUCCACUCGAAGCUGCUGUGGGAACUAAAGGCCUGUCAACACUCCAUCACGGGAGACCACCGACACCUUCUCCUUCCCAAAAUCCCACCCUUCACCCUUUCACCUCCUAAGACGGAUACGGAAAGAAAUAGAAAGAGAGAGGAAUAACAGAAAGAGAUUGAGGAGAAAAUCCCUCAGUGAUGCCACGAAGAGAUUUUUCAAGGAAGACUUCUGAUGGACAGGGCAGAAAGCGAACGGACGAUGGACUCUGUCAUAUCUGGCAGUAAAUAUGGAUUCUGUAUUAUUUUUAAGUCAACAAUAAUUUUAGCCUCUGUUCAUUUUCAUUAUGCAAGCACCAGGGUGUCACCCAAAGAGAAAAGAGAAACAGGAACACAGAAGAAUCAGAAUGAACAGAAGAAUUAUUUCAUCGACAAAUCCCGUUCUCAGUCCUGGAAUGAACCGAGAUAGUCCAUAAUGCCCCCUCAAAACAGCUAGAAGUCUUCAAGCAUCCAUAUGUUAUCCGUAAGAGUAUCCGUAUGCUCUGGGCUCUCCCAACUCUAACACUGGAAGGACGUCAGCACCUUAACCUAAACUAACCCUUGCGAUUGUUCAACCAUGAGCCACAUCUACUAAAUUUUUAAACUACAAAAGGAACACUGAAGCAGAAGUUUUUCUUUCACCCUGAGCUUGUUUUUUCAGCCUCCAGCUUUAUUUAUUACCUUUGUUUGAACUGGUCUCCCUUACGUAACUCGUCAUUCAUCUUAGACCCAGAAAAAAUUGAAGAACAUCAAUGUUGUCUUCCCUAUCCCAUUUCCUUCUCCUGACCACAUUGACCUUGAAGUUCAGUGUUGAAGUUAACGAAACAACAGCAAGCUCUACGAUGCCUUCUCUACGUUCUGGUCGCUUUGUGUAAACUACUGUUUGAGAAACAAUCGACAAAUCAUUUACAGCAUAUUGGCAGCAACCAGAUGACUGAUCGUAAACCAUUUCGCUUCACAAGUAAUCGCAGAAUAACGCACAUUGAUUCGUCUGGAAAAGGAAGUCAUGCAAUACCAGGCCAAUGUCUCAGUAUGUGUUAUUAAAAAGCAACAAAAAUAUUCAAGCACCCGCAAAUCAACAAUGUGAAUGGUUGCAAAAUCAAUGUUGUGCGAUACAUCAGGACGGCAAAUAGCAGCAAGGGAAUUUUUGGCCCACAAAGCCCCUGAAAAAGUGGAAAAAAACAGAAGUGCCUACUCCGUUUUUUCCGUGUUCUUUGUUUUGGGCUUGUUUGAGGUCAUUAGACCGCCGAAAAGUAGCGUUUCGAGAUGUUGGCCCGAAGUGUACAGGCAAUAACCUGUACGCAUAAUUGGUUGAUCGUGUUAGUAACAGUCAUUUAUGAGGUUUUGUUUUAUGGAUGCUGUUUGUUGAUGUGUAUAAAAAUGAGUUUUAUUUAAAAUUGAUUUUAGUCAGUAAUGUAACGGGUUACCAAUACAUUUUUAUGGUCAUUUAGGGAAUGAAUUAGGUAUCAUGAUAUGCUGUCACACAGCUAGAAGUCAUUUGUCAUGUGUCUUCAGGUCCACCUUUUUUGUGGAAUAGAUCUGAUCUCCUGUUAACACCUCUGUGAACUGAAAUGUUAAAUAAAGCUGUGCUGUUCUGCUAUGAAUGAAA